GCCCCUCCCCCCCAUAGCUCCAUCACUUCUUUCCCAAGCUCGCAAGAUGGCUCAUCUUCGUUUUGUUCUAUCCUUCCUCCUAGCAAUCAGCUCCAUCUUGUUGGUGCAUGCCGCGGAUGAAGAUCUGCUGCAGGACUUUUGCGUUGCGGACAAUUCCUCCAAGAUCAAGGUGAACGGCUUCGUCUGCAAGGCGGCCGACGAUGUCAAAGCCGAGGACUUCAAGUCGAGCCUCCUGGCGACUGCCGGGAACACCGUCAACAAGCUCGGCUCCAACGUCACGCUGGCGAGCGUCAACAAUUUCCCCGGUCUCAACACCUUUGGCGUCGCUUUUGCCCGCAUCGACUACGCUCCCGGCGGCACCAAUCCCCCCCACGUCCACCCCCGAGGAACCGAGCUGCUCUUCGUCCUGCACGGGACCCUCUACGUCGGGUUCGUCACCACCUUGCCGGACAACAAGCUCUUCGCCCAAAAGCUCAAUCCAGGGGAUCUUUUCGUCUUCCCUCGGGGGCUCAUCCACUUCCAGCUCAAUGUGGGAGAGGAGCCUGCGGUUGGGCUCGCUGGCUUCAACAGCCAGAACCCCGGGGCGUCUCAGGUGGCCAAGGCGGUGUUUGCUUCCAAUCCUCCAAUCAACGACGACGUGAUCGCGAAAGCGUUCCAGAUUGACGACCGUGCUCUCAUCCAGAAGCUGAGAGACCUCAUCGCCUUGACUUGAAAGUCUCUCCAAACGUUGCGAGGUUGUAAGCCUUGCCUGUCAUCAAACCUUACCUAUCGAUAGUGGAAGCUUUCGUAAGCACAGCUGAUUUUCAAUAAAAAACAAAAGCAAACCUUGCAAAUAA
Messenger RNA from Selaginella moellendorffii, 836 nucleotides. Its product is annotated as putative germin-like protein 2-1. NCBI's taxonomy places the organism in Eukaryota, Viridiplantae, Streptophyta, Lycopodiopsida, Selaginellales, Selaginellaceae. The transcript has a single exon. Bases 47 to 712 code for a protein of 221 amino acids. The record is from RefSeq and is a predicted model, not a curated record. Gene Ontology annotation, cellular component: cell wall. Gene Ontology annotation, molecular function: manganese ion binding.